CUUGCACCUUUGUAAAAUCGCCAUCUCCAUUUCUCUCUCUCUCUCUCUCACAUCACCCGUAUCACAGCCAGCAGAGACGCUCAGAAACAGAGCAGCUAGCUAGCAACUCUAGCAGAGAGUACACGCACAUCUUCUCUCCCAGUUCGUUAUCUAACGGUUUUUCCCUCCUCUACCACUUUUGCCCUUCCCCUCUCCUCAAAUUCUCACCCUAAUGCCAUCCCCACUCCGCCACCAGAUCUGAAACAACCCGAUCGAGAAUAUAUCGACACGGCCACCCUUGAUAUCUCUAGUUAAUUCCCAUACGUGACUAUUUAAAAAUGAUUUCCUGGAACGACCUCUACAAGGUCUUGACGGCGGUGGUGCCUCUCUACGUGGCCAUGAUCUUAGCCUACGGCUCCGUCCGGUGGUGGAAGAUCUUCUCCCCGGACCAAUGCUCCGGCAUCAACCGCUUCGUCGCAAUCUUCGCAGUUCCUCUUCUCUCCUUCCACUUCAUCUCCACCAACGACCCUUACACCAUGAACUUCCGCUUCAUCGCCGCCGACACUCUCCAGAAGAUCAUCAUGCUCUUCGCCCUGGCCCUCUGGACCAACUUCACCCGAAACGGAAGCCUCGAGUGGAUGAUCACGAUUUUCUCGCUCUCCACGCUUCCCAAUACUCUGGUCAUGGGAAUCCCCCUGCUGAUCGCCAUGUACGGCCACCGAAUCCCCGAGUCCGGCAGCCUGAUGGUCCAGGUCGUCGUGCUCCAGUGCAUCAUUUGGUACACUCUGUUACUCUUCCUCUUCGAGUACCGCGGCGCCAAGCUGCUGAUAAUGGAGCAGUUCCCGGAGACCGCCGCCUCCAUCGUCUCCUUCAAGGUCGACUCCGACGUCAUGUCCCUCGACGGCCGCGACUUCCUCGAAACCGACGCCGAGAUCGGCGAAGACGGAAAGCUCCACGUCAAGGUGAGGAAGUCCAACGCGUCCAGACGGUCGCUCUCGGCAAUGACUCCUCGGCCGUCCAACCUCACCGGAGCCGAGAUUUACAGCCUCAGCUCUUCCCGGAAUCCCACUCCCCGAGGCUCCAAUUUCAACCCCUCCGAUUUUUACUCCGUGAUGGGAGUCCAGGGCUUCAAUACCCGCCACUCCAAUUUCGGACCCGCCGACUUGUACUCGGUUCAGUCCUCCCGAGGUCCGACUCCCAGACCCUCCAAUUUCGAAGAGAAUUCUGCUCCAAUAUUGGCGCAGACGGUUACUUCUCCCCGGUUCGGGUUUUACCCGGCCCAGACUGUCCCCUCGUCGUACCCGGCUCCGAAUCCGGAAUUCUCCGCCCCCGUCACUAAAAAUAACCAACAGCAACCCCAACCGCCGCCGCAGCAGCAGCAGGUUAACUCCAACAGUGGCAAAGCGAAUCACGACGCGAAAGAGCUCCACAUGUUUGUUUGGAGCUCCAGCAAUUCCCCUGUUUCCGAAGGCGGAGGGCUCCACGUUUUCGGCGGACCUGACUUCGCCGCGUCGGAGCAAUCGGGGCGGUCCGAUCAGGGCGCCAAGGAGAUCAGGAUGUUGGUUGCUGACCACCCCCAGAAUGGAGAAACCAAAGUGGCGGUUGCGGAGAGUGACGGCGAUCACUACCACCACGGCGGAGAAGCCUUCACGUUCACCGGAAAGGCUGAUCAGGGAGAGGAGGAGAGAGAAAAGGAGGGGCCAACCGGACUUAACAAGCAGGGGUCAAGCUCCACUGCCGAGCUACACGGCGGGAAAGGUGGAGGAGGAGUGGGGGUUGAUCACGAGUCAAGCGGCGGAAAACAAAUGCCUCCGGCGAGCGUUAUGACGCGUCUGAUCUUGAUCAUGGUUUGGCGGAAGCUUAUCCGCAAUCCCAACACGUACUCUAGCCUCAUCGGUCUCAUCUGGUCGCUCAUCGCUUUCCGGUGGGACGUUGCUAUGCCAAAAAUAAUAGAGAAGUCGAUCUCCAUACUGUCCGAUGCUGGGCUAGGAAUGGCUAUGUUCAGUUUAGGUCUUUUUAUGGCACUUCAACCUAAGAUAAUAGCAUGUGGAAACUCGGUGGCCGGGUUUGCAAUGGCCGUGAGAUUCCUCACUGGCCCGGCUGUGAUGGCUGCAGCCUCCAUUGCUGUUGGGCUACGUGGCACCCUCCUCCACUUAGCUAUUGUCCAGGCUGCGCUUCCACAAGGAAUUGUUCCCUUUGUCUUUGCCAAGGAGUACAAUGUUCAUCCAUCCAUUCUUAGCACUGCGGUUAUAUUCGGGAUGUUGAUAGCAUUACCGAUUACGCUGGUUUACUAUAUCGUUCUCGGACUGUAAGAUGUUGUUGUCAAAGUUUCUGAAGCAGAGAAUAGCUAGACAGACAGAAAGGAAUGUGAAUUUGCAUGCAUGAAUGAAGGUCGGCCAGUUCGGUUGCGUCGCUCUCGUGGAGGUUAAAUGCAUGAGGAUUUUCCGGCAGAGAGAAGAUUUCCAAGUUUUUUGGGAGCUUAGAUUUUGACUUGGAGGAAAUGACAGCCUUGUUAUCAGGAUGAUGCUUCCCAUUACAGGCCAAAGUUUGUCUCUAAUUUUCCCCAGUUUGAUGAAAGGGGGGCAACGUAAGCCCGAGCGUGUUAGCUAAGCCUGAGAGAGGAAUACAAGUAAGAUCCACAUAUAUAAUUAGUGAUAAUAUUCUAAUUGUCUUCGUUUCGUCAGGCCUCUAGUUUAAAAAAAGAAGUGACGAAAUCAGUUCAUGAAUAUAUGGAAGAAAAAAGAAAAGAAGAACAGGAAAUAGAUGGUGCUGCAUGCAUUUGAAUCAUGAUUGUAUAUUUUGUUACUUAAAAGUUCCUAGUGUAUUAUUGUAGCUUUGUUGGUUCUUA
This is a messenger RNA of Rosa rugosa (rugosa rose), 2827 nucleotides long. RefSeq names its product auxin efflux carrier component 4-like. The transcript has 5 exons. Gene Ontology annotation, molecular function: auxin efflux transmembrane transporter activity. Gene Ontology annotation, biological process: auxin export across the plasma membrane; auxin polar transport. Gene Ontology annotation, cellular component: plasma membrane; endoplasmic reticulum. The record is from RefSeq and is a predicted model, not a curated record. The coding region runs from base 318 to 2291 and encodes 657 amino acids. Lineage: Eukaryota; Viridiplantae; Streptophyta; Magnoliopsida; Rosales; Rosaceae.